Messenger RNA from Lizanozyma spartinae, 948 nucleotides. RefSeq lists its product as uncharacterized. The transcript has a single exon. Gene Ontology annotation, molecular function: phosphatase activity. Gene Ontology annotation, cellular component: cytoplasm. Lineage: Eukaryota; Fungi; Ascomycota; Pichiomycetes; Serinales; Debaryomycetaceae. The coding region runs from base 1 to 948 and encodes 315 amino acids. The record is from RefSeq and is a predicted model, not a curated record.
AUGAAACUUGAAGCUACCGCCAGAGACAGAUUAGACGCCUACGGCUUUGAAGAGCAUGAAGGUCUCUACUAUCAAUUGUACCAAGACCAUAAGGACGACAGACAUCCUAAUGGUGAGCUUGUUUAUCCAUACGACUUUGUGUGUGUAGACGACAUCUUUUGGCAAACAGACCCAGACACAGAAGACAUGGCUUUUGACUAUUUGAAUACAAGUUUCGGUGCCAGACAAGACUGGAGUACUACCAUCCAAAAAGUCAACCAAUUGAAUGCCCAAGCUCCACUGAAUGUCGUCUACAAGUUGUUGUUCAUGGCCAGACACGGACAAGGGUUCCAUAAUGUCGCAUAUGCUCGUUACACUCAAGACUGGAAUUACUGGAAAGUCCGGUCCACUGAUGGCGACAUUACUUGGGGUCCUGAUGCUAAACUUACGCCAUUAGGUGAACAGCAAGCAGUAGCCAAUAAUGUCAGUUGGAAACAACAACUUGAAUCUGGAUGUCCGGUACCUACUCGGUUUUAUGUCUCACCUUGUAACCGUUCGUUAGCGACAUUAUUCGGUACAUGGAACGACAUUGAAAUCCCACAACCCAAGGUACUUGAGAACCUUAGAGAAACCAUGGGGUUACAUCCAUGUAACAAACGGUCGACGAAAUACGACAUUAGUUGUCAAUUUCCAACUGUUGUUUUCGAAGAUGGGUUCCCGGAACAAGAUGUAAGACACGAACUGUAUCCACCCGAGGAACGCGAGCUCUUACAUGAACAGUUUCUUAGAGUUAAUGGCGCACUUCAGCAGAUCUUCCUUGAUGCCCCUCAAGAUGAAAUAAUUUCUGUAACUUCGCAUGCUGGGACAAUUAGAGCAGCCGUGGUUGUUACAGGUCAUAGAAGGUUCACGAUACCCACUGGUGGGAUGAUACCAAUGGUAAUCAAAGCUACUAAACGAAAUAUUACGUAA